Molecule: messenger RNA, 1944 nt
Organism: Zerene cesonia (dogface butterfly)
Lineage: Eukaryota; Metazoa; Arthropoda; Insecta; Lepidoptera; Pieridae
Product: xaa-Pro aminopeptidase 3-like
Exons: 10
Coding region: 101-1636 (511 amino acids)
Cellular component (GO): mitochondrion
Molecular function (GO): manganese ion binding; metalloaminopeptidase activity
Source: RefSeq, a predicted model, not a curated record
UCAAAUUAGUUGGCGAAAAGUAACGACGAGGUCGAAAAAUAUUCAAAAUAAAAAAAAAAAUACAAAAUAAUUCAUUUUGCCAAUAGACUAUCAAUUUAAAAUGAACGGUAUAAAGUAUUUAACGUUACGAUUUGGUAAGUUAGUGGCGAAAAACACAUCAAGAGUUUGUCGCCAAAAAUCUCUCCGUGAAAUGUCUAGUAUGCAAAAUCCUCCGGACUCUGAACUUAGGACACAGUUCACAAUCCCAAAUGGUAUCGUGGGACAGCCGACAUUUCACACCCAUCCACAUUUAAUACCUCAUGGCCAUCUAACUUGUGGUAUUACACAAAUGGAAUACAAAGAGCGCAGAGAGGCGUUGGUUAGCAAGUUGAUAUCUGAAGUGGACAAUGUCCACAGAUCGCAUGUGAUAGUAAUACCAGCCGCAAGAAAGCAGUAUAUGUCAGAUAAAAUUCCAUAUGUGUUCAGACAGAACUCUGACUUUUUCUAUCUAACAGGAUGUUUGGAACCCUCUGCCAUUCUUGUGAUGGUCAAACCAGCAAAUAGAGACACUUAUAAGUCAAUACUCUUUGUUCAUGAUAAAGACAGUCAUGCAGAAUUAUGGGAAGGACCGAGAACAGGCUGUGGUGUUGCCGCAACUCUGUUUGCCGUGGACGAAGCACAACCCGUUGAUAAUUUCAAUAAUUUUAUUCACAGAACAGUGGCCUCGUCGAAACCCUCCGUACUCUGGUACCACAACGAGUCACCAGCGAACCCCGACAUCCACGAGACAGUGCGUUCGUCGCUCCGGCAAGGACAAGCGGCAUUGGAGGACCCGCAGAGGGCGUUGCAUCAGAUGCGUGUUGUCAAGUCGCCGGCCGAAGUGGAACUGAUGAAGGAGACGUGUUAUAUCGGAUCGCAGUCUGUGAACAUGGCCAUGGCCUGCACGAAACCCGGCGUAUCGGAGCACGCGAUAUCGUCCGUGUUCGAGUACGCGUGCCGCAUGUCGGGCGCGGAGCACGGCGCCUUCCCGCCGGUGGUGGCGGGCGGGCCGCGCGCCGUGCACAUACACUACGUGGCCAACAACCAGCUGCUGGCGCAGCGGGACAUGCUGCUCAUUGAUGCGGGUUGUCAACGUUGGCUCUACAACUCGGACAUAUCUCGCACGUGGCCCGUGUCUGGCAAAUUCUCCAAACAUCACAGGAUAUUGUAUGAGCUUGUUUUAUCCGUUCAGAAACGUCUGAUUGAGCUGCUUGGCGAACAGAGGCCAGCGUUGGACCAACUGUUCGACAACAUGUGUCGACUGCUCGGCACAUCCCUGCAACAGGAAGGCAUUCUACCUAAGAAUAUAGAUGCUAAUGAAUUAAUUGGGCGCGCGUACCGCCUGUGCCCGCACCACGUGUCGCACUACCUCGGGCUGGACGUGCACGACGCGCCGCUGGUGCGCCGCCGCGUGCCCGUAAAAUCUGUAAUAAUAUUUGGCAUUACAGGAAUCUAUAUCCGGCCAGAUGACACCACCGUCCCAGAGGAGUUCAGAGGAGUGGGCAUAAGGAUCGAGGACGACGUACUUAUAACGGACGGAAAUCCGGUCGUGUUGACCGACGCGUGCGCAAAGGAAGUGAACGAUAUAGAGGCUAUUGUGGGAAAACAGAAUAUUUAAUUUUGUCGGUCGUUAUUUUCAGCAGUUGGCUGAUUAUUUUCAUCAGUUGGCUGACUUUGAGAUUAAUUGACUCUCAAUUACUGAAAAAGAAUAUUAUAAUAAUACGUUUAUGAGGACCACAGAUAAUUUGUAUUUUAUUUUCUUAGACCCCUAUGCAUCUGAUUGCACACUUAUUUCAUGAUGUAUAAUUUUUUUUAUCAAUAUUGAAGCAUAACAAUUUAUGGAAAAUCCUUCUGUCAGUCGGGUAAUUGUUCAUUGUACUUAAUAUCAGUUUGAUGAAUACUUUGAACAGAUGUAAAUAACUGAAU